AUGGACGUGGACGUGGACGUGGACGUGGACGUGGACGUGGACGUGGACGUGGACGUGGACGUGGACGUGGACCUGGAGGUGGACGUGGAGGUGGACGUGGACGUGGAGGUGGACGUGGAGGUGGACGUGGACGUGGACGUGGACGUGGACGUGGACGUGGACGUGGACGUGGAUCGUGGACGUGGAGGUGGACGUGGACGUGGACGUGGACGUGGAGGUGGACGUGGACGUGGAGGUGGACGUGGACGUGGAGGUGGAGAUGGACGUGGAGGUGGAGGUGGACGUGGAGGUGGAGGGGACGUGGACGUGGACGUGGACGUGGAGGUGGACGUGGACGUGGACGUGGACGUGGACGUGGAGGUGGACGUGGACGUGGACGUGGACGUGGACGUGGACGUGGACGUGGACUGUGGACGUGGACGGGGACGUGGAGGUGGACGUGGACGUGGAGGUGGACGUGGAGGUGGAGGUGGACGUGGAGGUUGGACGUGGACGUGGAGUGAGGUGGACGUGGACGUGGACGUGGACGUGGACGUGGACGUGGAGGUGGACGUGGAGGUGGACGUGGACGUGGACGUGGACGUGGACGUGGAGGUGGACGUGGAGGUGGACGUGGAGGUGGACGUGGACGUGGAGGUGGACGUGGACGUGGACCGUGGAGGUGGACGUGGAGGUGGACGUGGAGGUGGACGUGGACAAGGACACGUGGACGUGGACAUGGACGUGGACGUGGACGUGGACGUGGACAUGGACGUGGACUGA
This is a messenger RNA of Closterium sp. NIES-65, 762 nucleotides long. The record is from the annotation of a GenBank genome assembly. NCBI's taxonomy places the organism in Eukaryota, Viridiplantae, Streptophyta, Zygnematophyceae, Desmidiales, Closteriaceae.